AUGAACAAUAACAGUAAUUCUUUGCCUGCAAAUCUUCCGAUUCUAGAUGGAAAGAAUUGGGAUCAAUGGUGUGUGAAGAUGAAUGUCAUCUUUACCUAUCAAGAAGUUGAAGAAAUCAUCAGUACUGGGUUUGAGCCUCUUGCAGCAAAUGCGACUGAAGCUCAACAAACGGCUUUCAGAGAAGUGAAGAAAAAAGAUAGUAAGGCUCUGUUCUUGAUUCAUCAAUGUGUAGAUUCAUCGAAUUUUGAGAAGAUUUCUGGUGCUAGAACAGCUAAGGCAGCUUGGGAUAUACUCAGUAAUGCUCAUGGUGGUGGAGAUAAAGUCAAGAAAGUGAAGCUUCAACACCUUCGAUGGCAAUAUGAAUUGCUAGGCAUGAUGGAUAAGGAAUCCAUUGGUGAGUAUUUUACUAGAUUGCAGACUUUGGUUAAUUCAAUGAAAAACUAUGGUGAAACUGUAUCUGAUCAGCAAGUAAUUGAGAAGGUUCUCAGAACAUUAAACCCUCAAUUCGAUCACAUAGUGGUAGCAAUUGAAGAAUCCAAAGAUCUUUCCACAAUGACUGUGAAUGAACUGCACAGUUCACUUGAGGCACAUGAACAGAGGCUUCAAGAAAGGAAAGAAAGGAAAGAUAACAAGGCAAAUCAAGAUCAGGCUUUGUAUGCAAAGAAUGGAGGUUCUUGGAACAAGAAUGGUAAGGGAAAGAAUAAAUGGAAUAAGAAUAAGGGAAAGAGUGAUGGCAGUCAUGAUCAGAAUCAUCAUAAUGGUGAGGAGGAUCAAUCUGAAUCUUCAAAGAAUAAAACCAAGAAUGGUGGAAAGAAAGGUGAUAAGAGCAAGAUUCAAUGUUAUAGUUGUGAUAAGUGGGGUCAUUAUGCUUCUGAGUGCAGAAGCAAGGGAAAGAAGAAGCAAGAGAAUGAGGCAAAUCAUGCAAGACACAAUGAUUCAGAUUCAGAUGGUGUUUUGAUGAUGGUGACUUCAAACUCAGAAAAUGAUACCUCAAAGCUAUGGUACCUUGACACUGGAUGCUCAAAUCACAUGACAGGUCAUAGAGAUUGGUUAUUGGAAUUUGAUGAAAAUUUCAAAAGCAAAGUGAAGUUUGCAGAUGACAGCACUAUAUCAGUAGAAGGCAAAGGCAAAGUGAUGGUUCAGAGGAAGAAUGGUAAUCACACUUUUGUCACUGAUGUGCUGUAUGUACCAUCUAUGAAGCACAACCUGUUGAGCCUUGGACAGUUACUUGAGAAAGGGUUCAAUUAUUCCACAAAAGAUCACAGCAUUGAAGUAUUUGACCCUAAGAACAAGUUGAUUCUGAAAGCUCCAUUGUCAAAGAAUAGAACAUUCAGAGUAAAUCUUCAAGUUUCUGCAUUUCAGUGUUUUUCAAGUUUGAUCACUGAAGAUGAGAAAUGGCUGUGGCACUACAGGUAUGGACAUUUGAACUUUAAAAGUUUGAAUCACUUGUGUAAUAAGAAGAUGGUUGUAGGGUUACCACUGAUUCACACACCAGAGAAGUUGUGUGAAGGUUGCUUUGUAAGCAAGCAACCCAAGAAUUCAUUUAAGAGUUCAGUGUAG
Messenger RNA from Trifolium pratense (red clover), 1560 nucleotides. RefSeq lists its product as uncharacterized. Bases 1 to 1560 code for a protein of 519 amino acids. The transcript has a single exon. NCBI's taxonomy places the organism in Eukaryota, Viridiplantae, Streptophyta, Magnoliopsida, Fabales, Fabaceae. Gene Ontology annotation, molecular function: nucleic acid binding; zinc ion binding. The record is from RefSeq and is a predicted model, not a curated record.